Nerophis lumbriciformis (worm pipefish) is the source of this 1183-nucleotide messenger RNA. It is a transcript of the gene ghitm, whose product is annotated as growth hormone inducible transmembrane protein. The record is from RefSeq and is a predicted model, not a curated record. NCBI's taxonomy places the organism in Eukaryota, Metazoa, Chordata, Actinopteri, Syngnathiformes, Syngnathidae. Gene Ontology annotation, cellular component: mitochondrial inner membrane.
CGUAGGUUGCGGUUGUUUGGACAACCAAAGCAGGCUAAGUGGCGAAUUGGACAAUAGUACGCUAAAUGGCUCACUAGUCUGUUGUAUGUUUAUAACAAGAACUGUUAUGUUCCCUGUUUAGGCUAACAUGAUGGUGGCAAGGCUAACGUGCUUAAGGAGCCUCCCCCUCGUCGGGCUGCGUCCUGUGCUGUCAAACUCGGCUGCCCUGAGAUCCACCCUGAAGCAAUGUCCCACCAUGCUCAGGCCCCAGCAGGGGUUUUCCAAUAAAGCCAAAUUUGGUUUCCGCCGUGGAAGGACAGCCAAAGACCAAAUCAAGGAGGCUGUGUUUGAACCAGCCACAGAAACUGCCAUGAAAAUUGACAGCAUGGGAAGAAUGAUUGUCGCUGGAGGUGCUGCAGUGGGACUGGGAGCUCUAUGCUACUACGGCUUGGGCAUGUCCAACGAGAUUGGCGCUAUUACGAAAGCAGCGAUCUGGCCUCAGUAUGUGAUGGACAGGAUCCAUUCCACUUACAUGUACUUCGCAGGCAGUGUUGGACUGACGGCGCUCUCAGCGGUCGCAGUGAGUCGGACCCCGGCGCUCCUUGGACUCAUGAUGAGAGGAUCCUGGCUGGCUAUAGGAGCCACUUUUGCAGCCAUGAUCGGCGCCGGCAUCCUGGUCAGGUCCAUUUCAUACGAGCACAGCCCCGUCCCCAAGCAUCUGGCCUGGAUGCUGCAUGCAGGCGUGAUGGGCGCUGUCAUCGCUCCCCUCACUCUCCUGGGAGGACCCCUAAUGAUGAAGGCCGCUUGGUACACGGCAGGCAUCGUGGGGGGGCUGUCCACUGUGGCCAUGUGCGCCCCCAGCGAGAAGUUCCUCAACAUGGGGGGUCCACUGGCUGUGGGCUUUGGAGUGGUCUUUGCCUCCUCUAUCGGCUCCAUGUUCCUCCCGCCCACCUCGGCGUUCGGAGCCGGCCUGUACUCGGUGGCCAUCUACGGCGGCCUGGUCCUCUUCAGCAUGUUCCUCCUCUACGACACCCAGAAGGUCGUCAAGAGGGCGGAGACGCACCCACUCUACGGCGUGCAGAAAUACGACCCCAUUAAUGCGUGUAUGGGAAUCUACAUGGACACACUCAACAUCUUCAUGAGGAUGGUGAUGAUUCUGAGUGGCGGCGGCAACAGAAGGAAGUGAACACCUGGACUCUUUCCC